Molecule: messenger RNA, 1855 nt
Organism: Synchiropus splendidus (mandarinfish)
Lineage: Eukaryota; Metazoa; Chordata; Actinopteri; Syngnathiformes; Callionymidae
Gene: ggt5a
Product: gamma-glutamyltransferase 5a
Exons: 12
Coding region: 35-1693 (552 amino acids)
Biological process (GO): inflammatory response; leukotriene D4 biosynthetic process; glutathione catabolic process
Cellular component (GO): plasma membrane
Molecular function (GO): glutathione gamma-glutamate hydrolase; leukotriene-C(4) hydrolase activity
Source: RefSeq, a predicted model, not a curated record
UUCAAAAGCCGGAUGAACGUUGAUCGAAUCAUCCAUGGAGAGGUCAAAGUGGAGACUGUGCGUCUGUUGCGCGCUGCUGCUGGGCUGCGCUGCGGUCGCGGCCGUGUGCGCGGCGGUGCUGGUCCGUAGGCGCCACUGUCCGGAGGAGUCCUUCACGCACGCCGCUGUGGCCGCCGACUCCGGGACGUGUUCGGAGAUUGGACGGGACAUCCUGCAGAGAGGAGGGUCGGCGGUAGAUGGCGCCAUUGCCGCGCUGCUCUGCACGUCAGUGAUCAACCCCCAGAGCAUGGGUCUCGGAGGGGGCGCCAUCUUCACAGUGAUGGACAGCGCCGGUCAAGUGAGAAUCAUCAACUCCAGGGAGACGGUUCCAGAGAAGUUCGACCCUGACUUGCUUCAGUCCUGCCCCAAAACAUUCCAGCUCUUAUCGGGUGCCCAGUGGAUCGGGGUUCCAGGGGAGAUCCGUGGCUAUGAAUACGUUCACAAGCGUUACGGGAAGUUGCCGUGGGCUGCUCUCUUUCAGCCCACCAUCAAGCUGGCCAGAGAGGGCUUCCCACUUCCGCAAGUCUCGGGUCGCUACAUCUCCCACCUGGAUCCCAACAGCAGUCUGCCGCUGCGCCAGCUGUUCCUGGGGGCGGACGGGAAACUGCUGCAGACUGGUGACACGGUGAAGUUUGUCAGUCUGGCUGACACGUUGGAGACCAUCGCCAAUCGUGGAGCAGAUGCUUUCUACUCAGGGAGAAUAGCUGAAAAUUUGAUCCGCGACAUACAGGAGGCAGGAAGCACGUUAACCUUGCAGGACUUGGCGUCGUACCGAGUGAGAGAGACGGAAGCGUGGGUUGUUCCUUUGGGAGAGUACCAGAUGUACAUCCCCCCGCCACCUGCUGGAGGCCUCCUUCUCUCCCUCGUCCUGAACGUCCUGAAAGGAUACGGCCUGAGUCCCGCGUCUCUGCAGGCUGGAGAGAAGUUGACUUACCAUCGCUACAUUGAAGCCUUUAAGUUUGCCAAUGGAUUAAGAACACACCUGCGUGAUCCAGAGUUCUCCUCUGAGAAUGUGGCUCAGAACCUGACCUCGGACGCCAUCGCCGACCACAUCAGGGGUUUGAUCAGCAGCGCUGGCACUCACGGGCCGGAAUAUUACAAGAGCAGCUGGUACCUGGACGGAGUGGGCACCUCACACGUGUCAGUGCUGGCUGAGGACGGCUCGGCUGUGUCGGUCACCAGCACCAUCAACCACAUAUUUGGAUCCAAAGUCUUCUCCCCGAGCACCGGGGUCAUCCUCAACAACCAGCUGUCAGACUUCUGUGGGCAGGUGGAUCGCAUGUUUACAGGCGAGCGGCCCCCCUCCUCCAUGACCCCCGCUGUGCUCAAGUCCCCGUCCCGGACGCUGGUGAUCGGAUCGACCGGCGGGAGCAUGAUCACGACCGGCAUGGCCUCAGCGCUCAUGCACCACCUCUGGUUCCGGAGGAGCCUGAAGGACGCCAUCGCUGCUCCCGUUGUCUUCGUUGACUCUCAGAACGCAGUGAAGUUUGAACCCAACUUUGACAAGGGCAUCAUCGAGGCUCUGAAGGCUCUGGGACACAAACAAGACACAGCCAGGAAGUUCUACAACGUGGUCAACGCGGUGGAGAAGGAGGACGGCUGCAUCUGUGCCGUGUCUGAUGCCAGGAAGCUCGGCAGAGCGGCCGGAUACUAGAGGCCAGGACUCGGCAGAUGGAGGCUUGAGGUCCACACCGAACACAUCAGACGCAGGACGCCAGAUCAGACUCACUUUUAUUGUUUGAUAAUCUUGUCUUUUGUUGAAGCAUUUUAUCUUGCACCAAAUGAGUGUACGUCAUUCAUAUUUGUCCAAUAAAAU